CUAGAAGAUUACAGAUCUUUUGCUAUUUCUUAUAAGUAGAAAGAACCAACUUUAAUAUGUUAGGAUAUUUAUUCUAUCUUUUUAAUACCGUGAGGUAUCAAAAUUACAACUUUCUGAUACUUUUAAACCAGGUAACCAUGGGCAUUUAUUAGGCACUUCUGGGUCCCUGCAUGAAUCUGUAUUUCAAAUUUGUCUGGUGCAACAGAUAAAGGAAAUGAUACUGGUAGUUUUUAUACCUUUUGUAAUACAAAAAACAACUGUAAAAGUUCCAUGCAGAAGUGAGUUUGGAAGAGGGCAUGAAUAAUAGAUUGGACAGGCAAUUAGGAUGAAGCUCAACAUUUUUGCAGUGGGAACUCUAUGUAUUUAUUUCACUAUUUCUUUUAGAAAAGUCAUUAGGGAAGCCUAGAAGAAAGCUCCAAUUAUGUACAAUAACUCCUACCCAUGCCUACAAGUAAUUUAUUCUACAGAUUACAGAGUAAUUUGCAACUAAAGCGAAACUAAUACUGAUCCUUGUGCUUUCUGGGUUAAAAGGUUUGUUCAGUUCCAGUUAAGGAAUACCAUUUAGGCAAACUGAAGGAAAAACCUCUGGAUGAGCCUGGAGUGCACAAAACAUUUAAACACAGAAGCACCUCUCCAAAUCAUGAAAGCAGCUGCAUCUUUUCCCCCAAAGUUUCAGCUGCUUUUGGAAACUUCCAAAUGUUUCACUUGUGAGUGCAUGCACAGCCACCUCAAAAUGUGAAGGCAGCCAGUAGUAGCUACCAUGGACAUCCAUGGGUUGGGCAAGGGAGGGAAACAAAAACAUGUGCAUGAUGAUGUAAUCACAAAAGUGCUAUGACUGGAUCAGACAUCCUGAAACAAGUAUGUAAUUGCAGCAUUUGCGUGAUUGUGGCAGCAUUGUGACAUCACUGGUUUGCGGUGGAGGCUGCUGGUAGUUGCACAAGCCUUUCAAAAGACGAAAAGCAAUGCUUGCUUUGUGCUCCAGUACGUUCCAAGCACCUUGUUUGAAUGCUUUGUAUAAAUCAGUAAUGUUACUCUCCAUCAUAACUGAAUCAAUUACUGGACUAAGCAGACAAUUGGCUUAGUUCAGCAUAAGUUUUAAUUUCUUAAAAAUUAAAAUAAUGUAAUGAGGCUGCUGUUUGAUAGGGUCUUAUCUGGAGUAAGCUCCAGUGAAUUCAUUUGGAUGCAUUUCUCAAGGAACAUGUACACUAUAGCAUCACACUAAAAUAUCAAUGAUUUGAGACCAGCUUUGCUGUCCACACCAACAUAAUUGCAGUUGGCAAAAUUGAAAUGAGGAGCUGUCACCUGUGUUGUUGGAUCCACCUCAGAGAUGACACCUUGGUGAUCUUGAUUUCAUUAACGACCCAUUGCCCUAAAAGAGGAAAUGCAUAACUAAAAAAAUGGAAACAGUUUUGGUGUGAUAAUGCAUGAUUUUUAUGUGUGUUAAUACAUGUCUAAUGCUGCAAAUACACUAUUAUUCACUAUGGUUUUCUACAGAUAACAUUUUAACAGGGUAGGGAAGACAGUGAUCAAAUGAGCUAUCAAUCUGCUGCUUGGGUGUCAAUUGCAGAUGAAUGGCUUCAAGACUUUUCCUAUUUGUUAUUCUCUGCCUUUAAAUAAAAUUUAGACUGAAAUCCUUUAAGAUGUUUCCAAAGGAGGAUGUUGUUCUGAAAAGUCGAGCUCCUGGCCACCCCAGUUCAUAUUAGGACUGCUAGAAUUUAUGGAAACAUGGCCCAACUUGGGCAGUCCCAUAAAAUGUGGCACCUCAUGAGUCAGUGGCUGGGUUCAUACAUUUCACUAAGCCACCAUGUGAUUGGUUUGGUUUUAGCUUAAUUCAGUCCAGUAUGUGAACCAGCCAACUGGGACUUAGUAAACAACUGUUCCACAUGAUCACUGCUUUUAUAUGGAGAAUCAAUAAGGGGCAAGUUAUUUUGCCAGUUGUGGUUUCUAAAAUGCCCAGAUCUUUGAAAUGUCUCCUCCCUGUUUCUGAAGUAUAAGCCUGUUUAAGACCCUCCUACAUGCAUUUUCAUUCCAAUUUGCAAGCUGUGUGUAAUGAUAAAUAGGAAGGGAGUCAGCUGUUUGAGAUCUAAAGGAAACAGAAUGACCUUCUUGGCUGCCUUUUCCAAAACCAACAAAAUCUCACAGAAGAAAAACGGGGCUGGAGGGCUGUGCUUCUUUCUUUGGGAUCCUUUGUUCUGAUGUCCAAGUAUCACAAGAAGCAACUGUUAGAAAAAGCAGCACCAAGAAAGCUUAAAAAUGGCAAGUGAUCAGUCAAGCUGCUUUCACUGCAAGGAUUCACUUUGUGGAAAACAGUAUGCCAUGAAGGAAGAAAAUGCUUUCUGCGUGAAAUGCUAUGACAGCCUGUUUGCUAACUUUUGUGAAAAAUGUCGGAAACCCAUUGAAUGUGACUCCAAGGAUCUUGCUUAUAAAGGCUGCCACUGGCAUGAAACAUGCUUCAAAUGUGCCAAAUGCCAUCACUCCUUGGUUGAGAAGCCCUUUGCAGCUAAAGACGAGCUCCUGCUGUGUACAGCAUGUUAUUCUAAUGAGUAUUCAUCUAAGUGCUUUCAUUGCAAGAGGACUAUUAUGCCUGGUUCUCGUAAAAUGGAAUUUAAAGGCAAUUGUUGGCACGAAGCUUGCUUUGUCUGCCGGUACUGCCGCCAACCACUAGGAACAAAACCUUUGAUUAUCAAGGAUGAUGACAAUUACUGUGUGCCCUGUUAUGAGAAGCAAUUUGCACAGUGUUGCUACUCCUGCAAAAAGGUGAUCACCAAUGGUGGUGUGACUUACCAUGACCAGCCAUGGCAUAAGGAAUGCUUUCUAUGCACUGGAUGUAAGAAGCAGCUUUCAGGACAUCAAUUCGUUUCCAAAGAUGAACAUCCUUACUGCCUGGAGUGCUUCAAAAGACAUUUUUCAAGGAAGUGUGUUGCCUGCACUGAACCCAUUACAGCUCUUGGAGGAGGCAAGUUCAUCUCAUUUGAAGAUCGCCAAUGGCACAGUGACUGCUUCAAGUGCAGCAAAUGUGCCUGUUCCCUCGAGGGAAAGGGGUUCCUCGCCCAGCAAGAUGAAAUCCUCUGCUGCAAUUGCGGGUGUGCUACAUAACUCAGGAGCGCUUCAAGGAGGCCCAUCCCUUCCCCUGCAUUAUUUUAACCCUGCUCAGUAGUCAGAAAUCCAUCUAACAAGAACAGGGGAGUUCAGUCUUACAAAUCAACAGCAUGUCUAUCACAGCAGUAUGUAGCCCAUGCAUCCAGUAUAGCCACUUUCAGUAACAGAACCCUUGUUUGAAAGAAAUUGAACCAAAUAUACAAGGACCAGAAAGA
Messenger RNA from Candoia aspera, 3314 nucleotides. It is a transcript of the gene FHL5, whose product is annotated as four and a half LIM domains 5. Gene Ontology annotation, molecular function: transcription coactivator activity. Gene Ontology annotation, biological process: positive regulation of transcription by RNA polymerase II. The transcript has 6 exons. Gene Ontology annotation, cellular component: Z disc; nucleus. The record is from RefSeq and is a predicted model, not a curated record. NCBI's taxonomy places the organism in Eukaryota, Metazoa, Chordata, Lepidosauria, Squamata, Candoiidae. Bases 2254 to 3096 code for a protein of 280 amino acids.